This is a messenger RNA of Diplodia corticola, 1407 nucleotides long. Its product is annotated as high-affinity nickel-transporter. NCBI's taxonomy places the organism in Eukaryota, Fungi, Ascomycota, Dothideomycetes, Botryosphaeriales, Botryosphaeriaceae. Gene Ontology annotation, cellular component: plasma membrane. The record is from RefSeq and is a predicted model, not a curated record. The coding region runs from base 1 to 1407 and encodes 468 amino acids. Gene Ontology annotation, molecular function: nickel cation transmembrane transporter activity. Gene Ontology annotation, biological process: nickel cation transmembrane transport. The transcript has 6 exons.
AUGCCUUCCGCCGGGAACAGAGUUGUAGCCGAGGACAAGGUUACGUUUCUGGGAAAUGUAUCGAAGAAGGCUGAAAUGUACCAUGGCCGCGUGCCAUACCUGCGUCGGCUACCCUUCUCUGCACUUGCCAUAAUCAUUGUGAUAGCCAUGGUCAACGCCGCCGCCUGGGUGGCUGUCGGCAUCGUUCUCCAUUUUCAUCCGGCGCUCAUUUCCACGGCCAUUCUCUCCUACACUCUUGGCCUGCGUCAUGCCUUGGAUGCAGACCAUAUUUCUGCCAUCGACCUCAUGACCCGUCGUCUCAUUGCUGCAGGCCAGAGGCCGGUGACGGUUGGCAUGUUCUUCUCCCUGGGGCACUCAACGAUCGUCAUAGUCACCUCCAUCGUCGUCGCCGCCACGGCCUCCGCCGUCUCCGACAAGUUCGACAGGUUCUCCCACGUCGGCGGCAUCAUCGGCACCUCCGUGUCGGCCGCCUUUCUGAUCCUGCUGGGCAUCAUGAACGCCUACAUCCUGUACCGAAUGAUAAAGCAGCUGAACGCGCUGAUCGCCACCCACCCCAGCGAUGAGGUAGAAGAGGACUUCAAGAUCCAGGGAGCCGGAUGCCUCUUCAACGUCUUCAAGGGCAUGUUCAGAAUGAUCGACCGCCCCUGGAAAAUGUACCCCCUCGGCCUCCUCUUCGGCCUCGGCUUCGACACCUCCUCGGAAAUCGCCCUCCUCGGCAUCUCCUCCAUCCAGGCCGCCCGCGGCGCCUCCCUCUGGCUCAUCCUCGUCUUCCCGCUCCUCUUCACCGCCGGCAUGUGCCUGCUCGACACGGCCGACGGCGCCCUCAUGCUCGCGCUCUACACGUCCGCCAACAACAACGAAAACGAAAACGACCGCAUCGCCACCCUCUACUACGGCGUCGCCCUGACCGGCCUCACCGUCGCCGUCGCGCUCGGCGUCGGCACGCUGCAGCUGCUGGCGCUGGCGCUGGCGGUCGGGGUCGGCAACCCCGAGGGUCGCUUCUGGGAGGGCGUGGCGCGGGCGGGCGACGCGGGAGAGAUCGUCGGCGGCGCCGUGUGCGCGUCGUUUGUCGUUUGUGGCGUCAUGGCCGUCGUGUUGUAUGCGCCUUGGCGUCGGUGGGUGGACGCGAGGCGUGAGAGGGUUGUGCCGCGGUGGCGGGGGGAGAGCGGGCGGGACGGGCGGGAUGGGGAUGGGGACGGGGAUGGGGAGACGGCGCUGGUUGGUGCGGGUGCGGGUGCGGGUGCGGCGGAGAGGCCUCGUGGUGGUGGUAGGAGGAGUACCCCGUAUGGCACGGUUGAGAUUCUGGAUGACGAGGAGAAUCGGCACCAGGUCAUGGGCCGGGACGAGGGCAAUGGCAAGGGUGGUGGGCAUCAGGUCUCUGCGCGAGAGGUUGGUGAGCGGGCUUGA